This is a messenger RNA of Acyrthosiphon pisum (pea aphid), 1553 nucleotides long. Its product is annotated as CG31688-like. Lineage: Eukaryota; Metazoa; Arthropoda; Insecta; Hemiptera; Aphididae. The transcript has 6 exons. The record is from RefSeq and is a predicted model, not a curated record. Bases 277 to 801 code for a protein of 174 amino acids.
UUUUGGAAAUUUUUACUUUUUAGAUUAGUAAAGUCCGAAAUCAAACAAAUUAUUCGUGUUUUGUGAAUUUCAAACACAUUUAUUUAUUUUAUCUACAUCCAUUGAACUUUAAACGUUAAACGCACACUACGAAAUGUAUACUAAGCGAUGACCGUUGUAAGUGAUAACUUUGUCCUUUAGACGGCUAAUUUGUUAUUCACUCAACUAUUAUAAUAUUGUAACUGAACAAUUAUUAAAUUAUGCUAUAAUUUUUGUUGUGAAUGCAAAUAUUUUGGAAUGGCAUCAUCGAGUCGAGGAAUCCAAAUUGGCUCUGCGUGGUUUCAACGCAAAAUUAAUCUAAGGCCACAACACAGGGGCGUACAUUUAGUAACUGAAGAAAUUCUUAAACAAAUACCAGAAAUAUCUCAAUUCUCUGUUGGUUUAUGUCACAUACAAAUUUUGCAUACAUCAGCUAGCCUUGCCAUUAAUGAAAGUUGGGAUCCAAACGUUCGAGAUGAUAUGGAGAUGAUGUUGAAUAAAAUUGUCCCAGAAGGUUUACCUUAUCGACACUCGUGUGAAGGACCAGAUGACAUGCCAGCCCACGUAAAAGCAUGUUUUCUUGGUUCAUCAAUAACAGUACCCAUUACUGAAGGAAAAUUGAAUCUUGGCACAUGGCAAGGUAUUUGGCUGUGUGAGCAUCGAAAUCAAGCUGGUAGUCGAAAGCUAGUGAUUACAUUAAAUGGAUCACCAAAUUCAUCUGCAAGUGAUUGUAACCGAUCACCAAUGUCUCCGUCCUCGCCUAUGGCUUCAUUGAGCAGUUAGGCACAUCAAAUAUAUUCACAGAAGGAUGUUAAUUAUAGACAUCACAUCCAACAUUAAAUUAGAUACAACUGUUUGCCGCUGCCUCUAGUCAAAUGUAAUAUAAGCACUUUUAUAACAAAUGUUAUUGUACCCCAUCAGGAUUAGUUUAUUCAAUAUUUCAAUCAAGUGCAUUAUGAAAAGUAACAACACAUUCCAGAAAAAAAACAUGAAAAUAUAUAAUAUGAAUACUAUUAUUUAUGAUAUAUUAUACAAUAAAACUUUAACAAAUAGUGAAAAUACAUAAAUGACAUAUUGUUACCUUUAAAAUAUUUAAUAAUAAUUACCAUAUAUAAAAUAAGUCACGCUUACAACACAAAAGUUAAUAUAGGACGUUUUGAAAAGUUAACACAAAAUAUUAAUUCGAUAAUUUCUUAAAUGUUUAUUUAAGUUAAUUUAUUUUUUAUUUUUUUGUUACUUAGUCGUGAUUUAAUUUAAUUUUGUAUUCAUUUUUAAAAUUUAUUUUUCCAAUUUUAGACAUAAUAAUGUUACUUAAUAUACAAGGCAUGUUUAAUAGCUUACAGUGACAGUGUUAUGCAUUGUAUAAUAAUUUUUGUACAAAAAAUAAAUUAUGGUAUACUAUAAAUGUUGUAACAUACAUUUGAUUAACUAAAUUAUUUUAAACGUCCGUUUUUAGAUAAAUAUUAAUAUCUUGAUUACAAUUUAAAAAAUUGCUUAUUUUAAAAAUAUAUUUGAAAAAAAAUUUAAAAAUCAAA